This is a messenger RNA of Paramecium sonneborni, 1450 nucleotides long. The record is from the annotation of a GenBank genome assembly. Lineage: Eukaryota; Ciliophora; Oligohymenophorea; Peniculida; Parameciidae.
AUGGGGAACUGUCAAAAUUGUUUGUAAUAAGAAUAAUAGUAAGUGGAAAUCUAAUUAAACAAUCAUACUGAAGAGGAAAUGUCAUAACCUAUUGAAUAAAUUCCACUAUUAAAUUUAGAUGUGAAAACUUGGUAGAAAGAUUCUUAUAGUCUUUAUGAUUAUGAGAACAGUAACUUUAUUCACUCCUAAUAAAUCCCUAUAAAUGGUACUAGCUAUCUUACUUGCAGAGCUAAUAAAGUUUUAACUUAUGAAGGGAGUUAUUCUAGAAAAAAGUAAAUUAUGUUGUUAUAUUUAGUGAUAUCAAUGAUGAAACACUUCUCCUUCCACUUGAAUAUGAAAGUGAUACAUUCUAGAUAUUAAAUUUACGUUUCAACAGAAGACUCUAAACUUAAGAACUCGUUGAAGACUACUAAAAAGAAGUAUAAAUUCUUAAUUGACAUUUAUUUUAGGAAGGUGAUAAACUUUUAUCUGAAAACCAAACCAUUCAUGCUGAUUUUCAAAUGAGUUUCAAUAUUUAGAAAUUACGAACUACCACUAAUAGAUAAUUAGUCUGUGGAGUAGAUUAAGGUCCUAAAAUUUGGUUGGUCACCAGAUCUAUUUAAACUAACAGUAUCAAUGAAGGUUUGGUUCUAAAGGUUGGAGAUGAGAUUAAAUUAGGAAGAGUUAAAUUAAUUAUUAAAGAAAUUCAAUUGUAAUGUGAUCCUAACUAAAAUUUAUUGGAUGAACCAUCCAUCUGUUCAGUCGAAGAUAAAAAUGAAUUUACCAAAUAAUGUCGAAUCUGCCUAUCUACUGGAGAAUCAACUACAAAUCCAUUAAUUGAUCCAUGCAAAUGCAUUGGUAGUACUAAAUAUGUUCAUAUUAAUUGUUUACUUAGAUGGUACUCAUUCUUAUUCUAUUUUAUUUUAGGAUUCAAUAAAGUUCUCAUUUUAAUAGUAAUGCUUAUUGUACUAGAUUUAUAUGGAAAUCUUUAGAAUGUGAAAUCUGUAAAUCAGUCUAUCCUCCUAUAUUUGAUAGAAAUGGAUAAAAAUUCAAUCUAAUUGAAUUAAGUAAACCAAAAGAUAAACCAUACAUUAUGAUGGAAUUUCAUCAAAAAAGGCAACAUGAUAAUCCUUAACCAAAUGAUAGUAAUGGAUUAUACAUAGUCAACUUUGGAACAAAAAAAGAACUUAAAAUUGGCAGAAAUCAUGAAGUCGAAAUAAGUAUUGCUGAUAUUAGUGUAAGUAGAGAACAUGCACAUAUCAAAUUAGUUGAUAAUAAAAUCAUACUAUCAGAUAAAAAAUCCAAAUUUGGAACCUUAGUUCUAUUACAAAAAAAUAUUACCCUCACACCUUAAUUAUCUGGACUUGAAUUACAAAUCAAACGUACUCUUGUUAAAUUUAAUAACAAUUUAAUAACCUAAUCAAAUCAAAAACUAAGAGACUUUGAAUUAUACUUAGGAAGAAAUCAAUGA